This is a messenger RNA of Prosopis cineraria, 1462 nucleotides long. Its product is annotated as 3-oxo-Delta(4,5)-steroid 5-beta-reductase-like. The record is from RefSeq and is a predicted model, not a curated record. The transcript has a single exon. Bases 54 to 1205 code for a protein of 383 amino acids. Lineage: Eukaryota; Viridiplantae; Streptophyta; Magnoliopsida; Fabales; Fabaceae.
UCCCUCACUGUGUCUGACCUAGUUACCGUCACGUUCCUUUGCAUAUUCUCACAAUGACCUGGUGGCGCUCCCCUGAACCUGCAAGCCAUUGGCAUUCCCUUCAAGACCACCAGAGCGUGGCUCUUGUGAUCGGUGUUACUGGCAUCGUCGGUAGUAGCCUGGCCGAGAUCUUAUCUCGCACAGACACUCCUGGCGGACUAUGGAAGGUCUACGGCGUCGCUCGCCGUCCUCGACCUGGAUGGAACGCGGAUCAUCCCAUCCAAUAUAUCCAGUGCAAUAUCUCCGAUCCAAAUGACACCGAAGCCAAGCUCUCUGUGCUGACCGAUGUGACUCACAUCUUCUACGUGUCCUGGACCAGUCGACCCACUGAGGCCGAGAACUGCGUGGUGAACGGAGGUAUGCUCAGGAACGUCCUCUGCGCCGUCAUCCCAAAUGCACCAAAUCUUCGUCACAUUUGCCUUCAAACCGGUGCCAAACACUAUGUUGGUCCCUUCGAGUUAGUUGGCAAGAUACAGAUCCAUGACACACCUUUCACCGAGGACCUGCCGCGACUCGACGGGCUCAAUUUCUACUAUGUCCAAGAAGACAUUCUGUUUGAAGAGGCCGGCAAGAAGGAGGGCUUGUCUUGGUCCGUUCACCGUCCUCAAGUGAUAUUCGGGUUCUCACCAUAUAGUUUGAUGAACCUGAUCGGCACACUUUGCGUGUAUGCGGCCAUUUGCAAGCACGAGGGGGUUCCCUUGAAAUUUCCUGGCUCUAAAGCGGCGUGGGAGUGCUAUUCCGUCUCUUCAGAUGCUGAUUUGAUCGCAGAGCAGCAGAUAUGGGCGGCGGUGGACCCAUAUGCAAGGAACGAGGCCUUUAACUGCAACAAUGGGGACGUGUUUAAGUGGAAGCAUCUCUGGAAGGUGUUGGCCGAACAGUUUGGGAUUGAAGAAUACGGGUUUGAAGAGUGUUCGGAUUUGAGGUUGUCGGAGAUGAUGAAGGACAAGGGCCCGGUAUGGGAUAAGAUUGUGAAAGAGAAUCAGCUGCAGCCUACAAAGUUGGAAGAGGUCGGUGACUGGUGGUUUGCAGAUUUUAUGCUGCGUGUCGACUCCGUAUUGGAUAGUAUGAACAAGGCCAAAGAGCAUGGCUUCUUCGGAUUCAGGAACUCCAAGAAUUCUUUUAUAACUUGGAUAGCUAAAACCAAAGCCUACAAGAUUGUGCCUUAAGUAAUGACAUAGGUGAAAGAACGGCGUCGGAUUGAGUUGUUUCAACUUCUUGGUGAAGUUUUUAGGUUACAUAAAAAUAUAUAAUUAAAAGGCUUACAAGAUAGUGUAUCACGGAAUCGAUUUCGGUGCUGAGCAAGCUGCUGAAUACUGUGAUGCUCAUCAUCCAGCAAGAUCUGAACCAUUCAAAUUUUUUUUAAUUUGAAUGGUUCAGAUUUUUUCAAUUUUAAUUUUAUAUUUUAUAAAAAUAAAAUUUAUAA